AUGAAUGGAGAGAUUGCCACAGACAUCGGAUCUCUGGAGGCUCGAAAUGUUUACUGGGCAAUGAUUAUGCUUGAAAGACUCAUUCUGUACGAAUGUCCGCUCGACCAUCUCAAACCUGCAUUGGUUUUCCCAAGCUCAGAAACCGAGCUGCCAUCUGACCUUAUCUCACCAACUUGUGUCAAUUCGCCCUCCUCUCAGGAUGUUGGCCGAGCGGCAACCGUGGGUGACCUACAUGCAAACAACGUCACAUCUUUUGGUCGCCAAAUUCAGGCGAUUUCAUUUCUCGUCCAGGUCCUACGAGUAACCGAUGACAGGGAUACGACAUCAUUCUCAGAACUUAUCAAGCUGGACGAGAAACUGCGAGAGUUUCUCACUAUCUUAAUGGGCCAAAGUCCCGGAAGACACCAAUGCGGUGCUAAUGGAAUUAUGAUAAGGUCGCUGGUCCGCCUACACCAAUAUAUCCUCAAGCGGCCCUGUACGCCAGGCCACCCGGAAGCAAAGGUCCAAGAGCAGUCGCAUGCCACCCUUGACACGCUUGCCCGCAUGAUGAUCGAGGUCGCUUAUGAUCAUUUGGAGCGCUUCGUGCCCAGCAAAAUCGACUCUUUACCCCUGUCGUGUUCGUAUAAUAUGCGAUCCAUGAUGGAGCUCAUAGAGGAUAGAUGGGGUCAUAUUAGCAGCAAACAACCACCGAAGGGGCUAGAGGCAUUUGUGGCACUUCAUAAAGCUGUCUGCAAAAGAUGGAGGUGUUCGCUGGAACAUUAG
This is a messenger RNA of Penicillium longicatenatum, 762 nucleotides long. RefSeq lists its product as uncharacterized. The record is from RefSeq and is a predicted model, not a curated record. NCBI's taxonomy places the organism in Eukaryota, Fungi, Ascomycota, Eurotiomycetes, Eurotiales, Aspergillaceae. The transcript is spliced from 3 exons. Bases 1 to 762 code for a protein of 253 amino acids.